Molecule: messenger RNA, 1981 nt
Organism: Coregonus clupeaformis (lake whitefish)
Lineage: Eukaryota; Metazoa; Chordata; Actinopteri; Salmoniformes; Salmonidae
Product: homeobox-containing protein 1
Exons: 9
Coding region: 158-1699 (513 amino acids)
Biological process (GO): positive regulation of DNA-templated transcription
Cellular component (GO): nucleus
Molecular function (GO): double-stranded telomeric DNA binding
Source: RefSeq, a predicted model, not a curated record
UGUCGCGAUGUUGCGCCUGUGGGUUUAGAAACUCUUGACAGUAUGAACGGGACUGAAAUCUAGCACUCCUACUACAAUCUGGCGGUCGAUGUGUUGUUGUUGCUACUGUUAAUAAGUGGCAUUUCCCCACACACUGUUCUGUGGUGGUGCGAUUUAAAUGGUCAAAUGUACAGAGGCACAUCGAGAUAAAGAGCUAAGGAUGUCUCAUUACACAGACGAGCCUCGCUUCACCAUCGAGCAGAUCGACCUGCUCCAGAGGCUGCGGCGUACGGGCAUGACCAAGCAGGAGAUCCUCCACGCCAUGGAGACCCUAGACCGGCUGGACCGCGAGCACGGGGACAAGUUUGGCCGUCGCACCUCCUAUGGGGGAGGAGCAAGCAGCUCUGUGUCAGACCCCAAUUGCACCACCACCAACAACAACAACACUGCCUCUCUCUCUGCCGCCACCACCUCCUCUACAUCAUCCUCUUCCUGUGUUAUUAAUAAUAAUGCCACCAGUGGUAGUGGGAGCAGCAAUGUUACCAACACUGCCCUGGCCUCUUCCUCCACCAACUCUACCGCCACACACACCCAGUAUCUCUCACCACGCGGGGGGCUGUCCCCGUCCCCUAGCAACAGCUACGACACCUCCCCACCGCCCGGCCCGCCCUCCGCCAUCCUGCCCUCCCCAGUGUCGCUGGUCACCAUGGCGCAGAAUGGGGGGCGGGACAGCCUGGUGGCGACGCCCAAUGGGAAGCUCUCACCGCCGCGAUACCCUGUGAACAGCGCAGCGGCCGCCAGGGCGUUCGGGUUCGAGGCCACGGAGGAGGAGCUGGACAUCGAUGACAAGGUGGAGGAGCUCAUGAGGAGAGACAGCAGCAUUGUGAAGGAGGAGAUCAAGUCGUUCUUGGGGAACAGGAGAAUCUCUCAGGCUGUGGUGGCUCAGGUCACAGGAAUCAGUCAGAGCAGGAUCUCUCAUUGGUUGCUUCAACACGGCUCUGACCUCAGUGAACAGAAGAAGAGGGCUUUCUACCAGUGGUACCAGCUAGAGAAGACCACCCCAGGUGCCACUCUAAACAUGCGCCACUCCCCCAUGGCUCUGGAGGAAAUGGAGUGGAGACAGACCAUGCCCCCUCUAAGCAACGCCCCAGGAAUCUUCCGGCUACGCAGAGGAAGUCGUUUUACCUGGAGGAAAGAAUGUCUGGCUGUGAUGGAGAGCUACUUCAAUGACAACCAGUACCCUGACGAAGCUAAGAGAGAGGAGAUCUCUAACGCCUGCAACGCUGUCAUCCAGAAACCAGGGAAGAAACUAUCGGACCUGGAGAGAGUUACGUCUCUUAAAGUGUACAAUUGGUUCGCCAACCGACGAAAGGAGAUCAAGAGACGUGCUAAUAUUGAAGCCACAAUCCUGGAGAGCCAUGGGAUAGACGUUCAGAGUCCUGGAGGCCACUCCAACAGCGACGACAUCGAUGGAGGGGACUACACAGAACAGGCCUGUGACCUGCCCUACUUCGACAAGAGACCCAUGGCCAGACCCUUUGGCUUCUACAGGCUGGAGCCCACUUCACCCACACAGGACGAUGGUACUGGUCACGGGGACCACCAGGACCCCAUCUCUCUGGCCGUGGAGAUGGCUGCAGUCAACCACACCAUCCUGGCUCUGUCCCGGACCGGAGGGGUGCCCAGCGACAUCAAGACCGAGGCCCUGGACGAUGACUGAGGAGGGGAGGGGGGUUACUGGACAGUGACUGGGGAAGGGAGGAAGAGGAUGAGGAAGGAGUGGAGAGCGAAGGGUAAUAAUGGAGAGAGGAUAUGUCGUGUGUGUGCAUGAGUGAUUGAGUAGGUCAAGGAAUGUGAAGAUGACCAAAUGAAGCUAUCCACCUCCAGCCCCCCUCGUUCCCCUUGUGCUCUCAGCCCCUCCACUGCCCCAGUGUACUGUACCCUGCCCUGCUCGGAGUGAAAAAGUUGAGUGGGGGGAAAAUAAAUGGCUGUAUUUUCUGGA